This is a messenger RNA of Hypanus sabinus (Atlantic stingray), 2359 nucleotides long. It is a transcript of the gene cgrrf1, whose product is annotated as cell growth regulator with ring finger domain 1. NCBI's taxonomy places the organism in Eukaryota, Metazoa, Chordata, Chondrichthyes, Myliobatiformes, Dasyatidae. The record is from RefSeq and is a predicted model, not a curated record. Bases 266 to 1144 code for a protein of 292 amino acids. The transcript has 6 exons. Gene Ontology annotation, biological process: negative regulation of cell growth.
AUUUGAUACAUUUAAGUUUGUAUUAAUCAAGAUGCAAUGUCUAAAUUCUUGAUCGUUCAUUCUGGGAUCUAAGGAUGCUAACAGCUGAGCCUGAGAUUUGUUAUUCCAAACCGUCCACAAGGAAAUAAUUAUUCUGUAAAUGGAAAUAUUGACUGCUUUGAAAUGCUGCUAAUAUUCAAAACAAGUGGAAAGAAUGCGCCCGAAUGUUUUGUGGCGCUGCACUUGCCGUAGUUGUUGCUAACAUCCGGCGGUUGCUGGGAGGCCAAUGGCUGCAGUGUUUCUGGUGAUGUUAUACGAGUACUCCCCGCUUUUCUACAUAACGCUCAUCUUCGUGUGUUUUUUUGUAACGACAGCUGUGAUAUUUGGAUGGUUUGUUUGGGACAUUCCUGUGAUAAUCCGUAAUUCGGAGGAGACAGAGUCCGGGCCUGGGGUGCAGAGGAAGCGCAUGAUACAAGUGAAAAACCCCUUCUCCUUGGAAAUAAUAAAUUCGCUUACAGCGUCUGUAACAGGUGGAAUAGCCCUCAAAUCAAACUGCAUAGAGAAAUGUACUUUGACUAUCUAUUGGGGAUGCAGUGUUCAUAAACUCCAUGAAGGAUUACGAAAGCACAUUUACUGCUUUAGAAUAAAGCUGCCACAGAAACUAGAGGAAGCAGUAGACAAAGAAUAUCUCUAUCGAGAGGAAUUUCUGUAUCUUUUUUCAUUUCUGAUGACCAGGCUUAGUAUUGAGAAGGAAAGUGAUGAUGAAAUAUUUCCUCGGCUUCCUGAAUAUUUAGCAAUUAAAGACUUUGGGGAUCUUCCGCGAGCACGAUAUCCAUUAGUGGCAUUGCUAACAUUAACAGAAGAAGAAAAUUGGGAUAUUUAUGAAAUUAUUUCAAUGAUAACAGUAAUCCAUGUUCCUGAUGAGAAGUACAAACUUGCCUGUCGUAUUUUGUACCAGUAUCUACUGACUGCUCAGGGUCAUGUAUAUGACCUUAAGUGUAAUGCGACUGCUAACUUCAUACUCGUCUUCCAUCUGGACUUUUUUCCCAUAACUGCAGGAGGAACUCAGCAAGUCAGGCAGCAUCUAUGCAGGGAAAUAAAUAGUUUUUAUAUGCCAUCCUCCCAAUUUUGGGUCUACCUUUUUUCAUUUCUGCUGCUGUUUUGACUUACUUAUUUUAAUACUGAUAUGUAGAUUUCUCUAAGAAGCCUAACAUUUAUUAUAAGUAUGAAUCAUCAGCAAAUUUAAGAAAUGGAGCAUUAAGCACAACAAAUAUCAAUGCACUAGCUUGCUAAUUUGAUUUUUUCCGGUCUUAGAGGUCUGAGCAAGCUGGACCUCUGAAUUUGUGAAGCAUUUGUGUGCCAGUGUUGGCCUGAACAGUGAUUUAGACAUUAUACUGUAUAUUCUUUGUCCAUUUCCCCAGAAAGCCAAAGUAGCCACAGCUAUCUUGGUAUUUGUUAAAAGUUUUUGAACUGUUUUAACCUGCCUCUUAAUAGUCAGACAUGAAAAAGUACAUUUGGAAAAAUAUGUAAUUUAGUUUAAAUGUUAAAAUAAAAUAACUUGAGUGGUUGGCUUUACCAAGGUGAUUAAUCUGUCUCUAAUCAACUGAAUCACUGCAUUAUGCAUGUGUGGUGCAGCCUAACCACCUCUUCCCCCCCCCCCCCCCCCACCAUCCCACUGCAACACACUAAUACUUUACUGCAGGGCCCAAUGGGAAGUUCAGCAGCAGUGCAGAUAAUUAAUAAUGAGCUACAGAUGCUACAAAUAUGGAAUAAAGACAGAAGAUGCUGCAAAUAUGCAGCAGGUAAUGCAACAUCUGUAGAAAGAGAAAUCGUUAACAUUUCCAGUGUGGGAGACUUUGUGGCAACUAGAAAAGAGAGAAUAUAAAGUUGGGUUUCAGUAGUCGAGAAGGUGUGGAAGGAAUCAAUAGAACUUAGGGAAUAUCUCUGGGUGAGUCCAAGUGGUUUGAAGUAGAGUGGCAUUUAGAAUUGGAGUAUACUACUUUGUUAGGAGCAACACUGAGACAUUAUCAGCAGGGUAGAUUAUAUUAAUAGGAUAACAAAAGCAGAGCAAAAUGAUUAGCAGAAAUGACCAGUUCAGUUACAGUGAGAAUUUGUUACCCAAAAUGGGCGAGAUUAGAAUGGAGCAUGAUGGCUGCAGUGUGCCCAGACAGAAGAUAAGGUGUUGUUCCUUGAGCUUACCAUGGUCCUAGGAGACAGCAUGGCAGCAUAGCAGCUAGCACAACACUUCACAGCACUAACAAAGGGAACAGAUAAAAGGCUAAUUUGCUCUGGUUCUGUUUUGAUUAAAAUUAAUAGCUUGUUUGAUUAAAUUAUGGAAAAAAAUAGUAUCAUCUGAAGUUUUAAUUUUGUGAUAUUUAUU